GUGAAGAUCCCCUUUGCGCCGACCUUCUUGCCGGUCUACCAUUGUUUGUGUGGGCUGCUCCCCACUCGGAGGAGCUAGUCGCCUGUGUUGCUGUCUCAGAGUUGUUGCCUGUGUGCGCUAGGGACACAGUGUCGAUCAUGUUGUCUCCCGCGGACGUGCCAUAGAUCUAGAUCAGGCUUAUGUCGACCACACGGGUCGCUGGAACAAUCAUUCCAAAUAACACUCUUUGAGCCGUCCGAGGGAAAAUGACGAGCUGUAGAUCUUCAGCAGGAAGACAUAUAUGCUGACAACGAACGCCAAGUCGACCAUUACACCGCCUUCCUAGUGCUCGUUAUUGGAUCAUCCCUGGAGAGACGCGCAGUCCGGACGGCACGAUCUGCCUGAUCGCGACAAAUGUGUAAAGACGCAGGAUGACUAGAUCUACGGAGGUUCUCACGCAGACUGAAGAGGAUCUCAUCAUGUAUACAGAAUACACACAUGAUUUUAGGCUAAAUGAAUAG
This is a messenger RNA of Mycena citricolor, 500 nucleotides long. Lineage: Eukaryota; Fungi; Basidiomycota; Agaricomycetes; Agaricales; Mycenaceae. The record is from the annotation of a GenBank genome assembly.